This is a messenger RNA of Nematostella vectensis (starlet sea anemone), 1099 nucleotides long. Its product is annotated as L-xylulose reductase. NCBI's taxonomy places the organism in Eukaryota, Metazoa, Cnidaria, Anthozoa, Actiniaria, Edwardsiidae. The coding region runs from base 83 to 817 and encodes 244 amino acids. Gene Ontology annotation, biological process: xylulose metabolic process; glucose metabolic process. The record is from RefSeq and is a predicted model, not a curated record. Gene Ontology annotation, molecular function: L-xylulose reductase (NADPH) activity; carbonyl reductase (NADPH) activity. The transcript is spliced from 8 exons.
GUAAUAGGUACCAGUCCCUAUCAGAACGAGCAUUUGUUCAAGUAUUCGAGUUGUUCUCACUCUCUCUCGUCUAAAAAGUAACAUGGAAAUCAGUUUUUCUGGAAAAAGAGCUCUUGUCACGGGCGCCGGAAAGGGAAUUGGCCGCUGCACUGCUAAGGCUCUUGUGAAGUGUGGUGCAGAUGUUGUGGCAUUAUCACGGACACAAUCUGACCUAGACUCACUCAAAGCUGAGUCUCCAUCUAUACAAACCCACCAUAUUGACGUCCAAAACACUAGUGAUGUCAGAGAUCUUAUAAAAGGCCUAGGUGACAUUCAUCUACUUGUUAACAAUGCUGGAGUGGGUAGAUUGCAUCUUUUUGAAGACAUCGAACCUGAAGACUAUGAUAUUGUUUUUGGAGUCAAUGUGAAAGCUGCUUUAUUUGUGGCACAGGCAGUGGCAAGAAAAAUGAAGGCACAGGGAAGUGGCGGAGCAAUUGUUAACGUUUCAAGCCAAGCGUCUCAAGCACCAUUGAUGGAACAUACCUUAUAUUGUGCAAGCAAAGCAGCAUUGGACAUGAUCACCAAAGUCAUGGCCCUAGAGCUUGGCAAGCACAAGAUACGGGUGAACUCUGUUAACCCCACCGUGGUACUGACAGAUAUGGGCAAGAUGGCAUGGGCAGAUCCAGUAAAGGCUGGACCUAUGCUUGCAAGUAUACCCCUUGGACGAUUUGCAGAGGAGCAAGAUGUAGUUGAUGCUAUUCUGUACCUGUUGAGUGACAAGGCUGCUAUGAUACAUGGAACAUGUCUCCCAGUCGAUGGUGGCAAACUAAUAGGCUGAGUUAUUCCAAUUUUUCAUUGAAUUAUGAUCAAAUUUAUUUUAUGAAAAGCACUUAUUUUACAUGAAUGUAUUCUGAAAUAAGAAAACUAUAGAUUCUAAGGAUAUUUGGGGUCCUUUAAAAUUCCGUCUAUUGGGGUUGGGAUCUUAUUUCUGGAACUAAGGUUUUCCAUAUCAAAAUGUAGGUGUAUAUUUUUUAAAAAUGCUUACGAAAACAGACCUCUUCUCUCACCAUUAAUUAUACAUGAAAAACAGUCUUUACAAUAUAAUUGUAUAUAAAUCCAA